Osmia lignaria (orchard mason bee) is the source of this 2961-nucleotide messenger RNA. The record is from RefSeq and is a predicted model, not a curated record. NCBI's taxonomy places the organism in Eukaryota, Metazoa, Arthropoda, Insecta, Hymenoptera, Megachilidae.
GAAUGUGUUACUUUUUUUAUUUAGAAAAUUUCCAAAAAGUUAUUAACUUUCAAUGUGUUUUCAGUAAGAAGUGAUAUUGAUUUAGUAGAAAGAAUUUCUUAAAAUAUGAUCAAUACAGAUACUUACUUCGAAUUCUAAUUCAGUCUUACUUUCAAUCCAGUGGAAAACGAGGAACUUCAUACUCUUCAGACUUUUCACUGUUAAGAAGUAUCUUUUCUCAAAGAAUGAUACUUUUUUAUUUGAUCGUAGUAAAUAACAGUGUACUUCACUUCCAUUUCACGUACUGUCACGGUUAGCGUAUAUUCUUUGUUGUCACGAGGAUGAUUCGAUCCCUCUCAUUGAGUCAUGAAUAAUAUACUCUUAAUUAGUAGCUUUUGAUUCAUAUGAAAGAGAACGCGUGAAGUGUAAGUGCGAAGAAAGAGUGAUGGCUCUUGUUAGAUAUCCUGCUUGACGUUUCGUGUUUAAAAAUUGAUCGUUGAAUUUCCGGGAGAAUCGAACAUUUGUAUCUUCAGCUAUUCGAUGUUCACGAUGCGUUUGGUGCACAGUAAAGAUCGCUCCAUUAUUUGGAUGUGCUUCCUAAUGAAAGUAAUUGGACUAUGGAUAGCGACUAAUAGAGCCGAACAGUUGCGUCGGAAUUUUGCUUUGAUUUAUACACUUUUUGCAUUGAUUACCGCCACCUGUAUCGCGGUAAGAGAUCUGUAUUUCUCGUGGGGCAACUUUAACAAUUGCGUCUACAUAUUGUGCAACAUUCUGUACUUGGUAGUCGGUUUCUUCAAGGUAGUACUUUUGUACGUACACAGACAGAAGUUCUAUGAUUUAAUUAUGUCUGCGGAACGGAACUUCAUAGGUCCAGGAAACGAUCGUCAAGAGCAGAAAAUUUUAAUGGAUUGCAAAAGAUUGUGCGACAUAUUCAUCUUUUUUAUUACAUUUUGUGUACAAGGUACUUGCGCCGGUUAUGCUCUCACGCCUAUCUUAGAAAAUAUUGGAAAGGACGAAUCCGAAAGGCUCUUACCAUUUAACAUGUGGAUUGACUUUCCCACUUCAAUGUCGCCUUACUUCGAAGUGUGUUUCACUAUACAGAUGCUUUGCGUGUAUCACGUUGCAAUAAGCUACCUUUGCUUCGACAAUUUUUUAUGCCUCGUAUGCCUGAACAUAACCAGCCAAUUUCGCAUACUGCAACACAGGCUGACGAGUUUGAGCAACAUAAUUGAGAAGCAAAUAGACGACGGUCAAGAUUUGGAUGCGUACCUGUUGAAAAACGCGAUCAAAUAUCGGGUGAAAUUGAAGAGCUGCGUUAGGCAUCAUCAGGCGCUGAUUAAUUAUUGCAGAAAACUUGAGAACGUGUUUACUUUGAUCGUGCUUAGCGGAGUAUUGUUUUUAGCCAUGUUACUAUGCUUGCAGGGAUUUCAAGUAUUUUUGCUAAAUUCACCACCAGCAAGACGCGUAAGUUUGAUACUAGGCAUGCUGGCCAUUUGUUCUCAACUUUUAAUGUCCACGUUCUGUUCGGAUGGUUUGAUACGUGAAAGUGUGAACGUUGGCCAAGCAGCGUUUUCAGGACCCUGGCACAUAUUCUCCAUGAAUAAAGUUGGCAAAGCUUUGCGACACGAUGUGCUAAUGAUUAUCUUAAGAUCCAAAAAAUCCUGCUGUUUAACCGCUGGUGGAUUCUUCCCCGUCUGUUUGGAAACUUGUACAGCGGUAAAUACACAAUUAUCGAAGAAAAUCGUCGUAAGGUUCUUGCACCGUUUGGAAAUCGUGAGUUGCACGUGGUUCGCGAUGCAGCUCAAAGACGACAAAGAUAUCUCCAUUUCCGCCACGUUUUGUUAUAUGAAGUUCGUGGGAUUUUGGUUGACCACCAAUCAAUACGAAGAACGUUUGAGGAAGUUUGCGUUGAUCUAUACCGUAAUUGCAUUAUUAUUCGCUGUGGUGGUAGAGACGAGGGAUAUGUAUUACACCUUGGGAAACUUUAGUGAGUCUAUUUAUAUCGGAUGUAAUAUUCUCUCACUGAUUAUGGUAUUAUUCAAAUUACUUAUUUCAUUUAUAUAUAGAAAAGAGCUUUACAAUUUAGUUAUAUACGCGAGAACAAAUUUCUGGCAUUCCAAUUACACGCCAGAGGAGCAAGCAAUUAUAAACAAUUGCAAACGUACCUGCACCUACCUCAUUUGUGUCUUCUCAUUUUUCGCUCAAGGCACUAUUGUCGGCUACAUAAUAAGGCCAAUUGUUGAAAACAUUGGUCGAAAUGAAUCAGACAGAAUGCUUCCAUUCAACAUGUGGUUGGAUGUGCAAUGGUUGUCGUUAACACCAUACUUUGAGAUAAUGUCUGUAUUACAGAUUUUAUCUCUGUGCCACGUUGGCGUGUGUUAUCUAUGCUUCGAUAAUUUUUUAUGCAUUAUGAAUCUGCAUGCUGCUAGCCAGUUUCGUGUACUACAACAUAGAUUGACUAAAGUGUACGUCAUUAAUGAUAAAGAGAAAGAUGAUGGAACAGAUAAAUAUUACGCUACGUUUAAAGACUAUAUUAAACAACAUCAGAUGCUAAUUUUAUAUUGUAAUAAACUUGAAGAGGUAUUCAAUCUGAUGGUGCUUGCACAAGUGUUAUUAUUUAGCUUAUUAAUUUGCCUUGAUGGAUACCUAGUACUAAUGGAUGACGCUUCUGCGACCAGACGCAUCACUUUCCUGUUUCACAUACUUGGCUGCAUAUGUCAGCUGUUGAUGUUCACCUAUAGCUGCGACUGUUUGAUACAAGAAAGUUUGAACAUUGCAGAAGCGGCAUAUAAAAGUCCAUGGACAAUUUUACCGGUAGAUGAAAUGGGAAUGAUGGUGAGAAAGGAUCUGCUACUCCUUAUCAUGAGAUCUAGGGUACCUUGUUGCUUAACGGCUAGUGGAUUCUUCGCCGUGUCUUUGGAAACGUACACUAGGGUUUUGAGUACUGCAGUGUCAUAUUUCACAUUGUUAACUCAUUAUUAA